CGAACCUAUGAAAGCGCAGUAACACAAUAGAGGUUUUAUCGGGUUGCAGGGCUGGUGUGAUGCCACCAGUAGUUUGCCUUUGUUUGGCGCGUUUCCUGACAUGUGACGAGCUACUUACAGUGACAGGCCGCAGCAAUGAUUCAGCCGCCCUUACCCACCGCACUGUGCUACAUCAACCAAACAUUUCCCYACUCGCUCAAUCCAAAGAUACAGAUUUGUUCGGAUUCGACACAGAAGAACCAAGGUGGUAUAAAAUAACRCAAGCUAAUGAAAAUGGCCACUUGUACACCAGUCAGGCCUUCACAGCUUGCUGCAACCAUGUAUGGAGAAUAUCCAAGAACCACAAUGACACCAGAACCGGUGCUUCGCAAGUGUACUCCCUUUUGUGACAAGAACAARGACUGCCCAGAGCACCAUGAACUUUUAGUAGCUAUAGUCAACUGUACAGAUAUGCUAGGUUCUUUAUCGAACCUUGACAGCUUAAAAGAAUGUGUUGAUAAAUAUAUAAAGAAGGGCUGGAAUAARGAUGAUGAUGUUCCAGAUCCAGUAAUAGAGAAUCGAUUUCCUUUGAUCCACUGGGCAGCGUCUUUGGGAAAAUGCAACGCACUGGAGUGGAUGUUGGCAAGUGGCUUUAAUCCCAUUGCUAAAUCAUCUGGUGUGGGAGAGACAGCACUUCACAGAGCAACAGCAUGGUUGUAUAAAUCAAGAGCAAAAUUCACAGUCAAAGAACUCACCCCAAAAUACAAUAAAAUGGUCAGUCUGUUGAAGGAAACACUGCAUGUCAAAGAUGAAGCUCAUGGCGAAACACCAUUACACACAGCUGCCGGAAUGCUAGUAAACGGUGAUCACAAACCCAACUUCUUUCAAACUUGUGUUGAGCUUAUUGUUAAACAAGCCAGGAAGAUGGGAGACCAAUGUCCAGGUAUACUUAAUGCUGUUAAUGAUGAUGGUGAUACAGCACUGCACAUUUUAUCGUGUGGUGAAAGACACAAGAUUGAGUUCUGCUGCCAGGCUAUUAGGACUCUUAUAAUGGCUGGUGCUGACAGAAGUAUCAGGAAUAACGUGGGAAAGACAUCAUUGGAUAUUGCAUUGGCACGAGGAACAGAAUCCAUUGUUGAAGAACUAAUCAAGGUAAUUGAUACAGGCGACAAUGGGCUAUUGUCUGGUCUCAACUCUGAAGACCCAGAUUCAUACUCGUAUAGUGCACUCGCCACCCCCUCCCCUCCUCUCAGUAAUAUAUCCAGGUCCAUAGAGAGCCCAAUGCAUCCAGGCAUCAGUGAUGAGGAAGAUGGUGGCUACCCUCACAUYGCACAUGUACAGUCUGUGAAGGUAGAGCCACUAGAGGAUGACCAAGACGUGGAAAAGCAAAUUAAGCAGAUGCAGGAAGAGCAAGCGUCAAGCAGCAGUAGUGAUGGCCACUUUAUUAAUGGCCUGGACAUGGUCGAUGGUUCUGGUCUACUCAAGCAUCUUUGCGAAGCAGGCUUACUUCAUGAUGUGUCUAGUCUAGUUGGCAAGGCACGGCUUAGAGAUGAAGGGAACCUGCGUAAAGUACAAGUUCAGGCAAAAGAAGUCGAUGCACAAAUCAACACCAAACUCAAGGAGAUAGACAGAAUGAAGCUGGAAGUCCAGUCCCUGAAAUUGAAAAGAAAGCGAUGUGACGAGGAGUGCGAGAGACUACGAAAAAGACUUCAGUCAUGYGUCAACGUCAUGAAGGAAAUCCCUAUGACCAUUUCUGAAAGCAGAGGUGAAAAACCUCAGGAAAAUGAUAAAGAAUCUUGAAUCUUUCUUUAAAAAUACUUGCAGAUAACUAAAAUUUUAUUUAGAAUUCAUUCAUCCUCUAUUUCAUUAUUGCCUAACGUCUGGCCAUCCAUUUGUUGUACUAAAGAUACACAGUUUAUGGUGUUURGUGAUGCCAGCUUCAUAAUAAAGUGUUGCUAAAAUAUAAAAUUUUUGAAAAGAGUUAAUUUUUUUCAAUGUUUCUGAUAAACAUUUCAUGAAAAGAGAAUGGACUGCAAAUGUUAGCAGUAUUUUCUUGUAUUAUAAGUAAGACUUUAACUUAACUAUUGCCUCUCUUCAUAUUUUGCUCAAAACAAACAAGCUUACAAAAUGAAAAUGCAUCACAAAUUACUUAAUGUCUACCUUCCUACGAUGCAGUAUGAUGCAAAAAURUCUUUUAAAAUCAUAAUUCCAGAUUAAAUCUUUCCAACCAGGAUAGAUUUUGGUUAUAUAUAUAACGAAUGAGAGUAAUUUCAGUUAAUUUGUUAAAUAAAUAAUAGUAGAUUUAAGUYUUCAAAGAUAUUCUGAGAGCUCCUUAAGUUAUGCAGAACCUUUACUCUGUGAGAUAUAGAGCCUCAGAGAUGUAGAGAGAUGCUGAUUUAAUACAUGUAUGUAUGUACCGAUGUAUAUAGAUCCACGAAAGGAAAAGUGAAAAAAUAUUAUGAAUAAGAGAACGGAAGGGAAUUGAAAAAGAACGUUACUUUAAAUUACUUGUAGUUUAUAUUUCUUAAAAUAUUUGAGGAUUAAUGAGUCUUUAGUUCCUCUGUAUUUAUGAAAAAAUCGUUACAAUAUUUGUACAUAGUACAAGAGUCAUUGAUUUCUGAAAGGAAGAGAGUGAGUAUAUAUGGCUACGGUUUAGUUCUACUGAUUAUUAUAUUCCACAUUUAUUGUGUGAAAUCCUAAGAUGGAGUCAUGACAAUAAAGAAGAUGUUGCACGGAUAYUGUA
Molecule: messenger RNA, 2722 nt
Organism: Actinia tenebrosa (Australian red waratah sea anemone)
Lineage: Eukaryota; Metazoa; Cnidaria; Anthozoa; Actiniaria; Actiniidae
Cellular component (GO): MBF transcription complex; SBF transcription complex
Molecular function (GO): transcription regulator activity
Source: RefSeq, a predicted model, not a curated record